AUGGAUAAAUAUUUGAUCAAAAAAGACAAAUUGCUUGAUGGUUCCGACACUACUACGACUGACACUGGUAUCAAAACCACAGCGGGCAACACAACGGAUGCAGUACCAAGAUGCUCUGAAAAGACAGGAGUACCAGUGGGAUUUGAUGUUGAAGUUAAUGAUGAUGUUCGGACUACUAGUAACGCUGGUCAUCUCUUCUCGUAUAGGACAUUACAGUCUUUGAUAUUUUAUGUAUAUGUUAAAAAUGUGGAAUACGUCAGAUUUACAUAUGUAUUGUCUUCUGGUUUUGAACAACACUCUGUUUGGAAUAAAGGAAUUGACUCUAAUACGAUAUCUAUUGGGAAUACAGGAAUGCCAGCUAUUGGUUUUUAUCUUCUUGAAAUCAACUUUUCAUCAGUCUUAAGAGGAUUCCAACAAAUGUUCAUUUUAUCUUAA
This is a messenger RNA of Lottia gigantea (owl limpet), 435 nucleotides long. RefSeq lists its product as hypothetical. The transcript has 3 exons. The record is from RefSeq and is a predicted model, not a curated record. Bases 1 to 435 code for a protein of 144 amino acids. NCBI's taxonomy places the organism in Eukaryota, Metazoa, Mollusca, Gastropoda, Lottiidae.